UUACUCUGAACCACAGAAGGGAAAAGAAACAAGCGGCAACAAUGGCGGUCCUAUCCAUCUCACUGUCUCAACCUUCUCCAACUUCCAUGGCUGCGUUACUGGGUCCAUCAUCAUCAUCAUCAUCAUCAUCAAUCACAUCGACAUCUUCGUCGAGCAGAAUUGGUCGCCAAAAUAUUUGCCGAUCACAAUCCAUCCCUCUCAUGCCGUAUCUCACUUUCCGACGACAGUCAAUUACGCGCAGCCUCCGUCGGAGACCACAGAUCGUGCGCAUGGCUCCCGAAGAAGAGAAGAUGACUCGCCGUUCCCCUCUCGACUUCCCUAUCGAGUGGGAAAGACCAAAACCUGGGCGCAGACCAGACAUCUUCCCCCAAUUUAGCCCAAUGAAAACUCCAUUACCUCCACCAUUACCGGCUGAUCCUCCUGAAGAAGAUGAAGAGGAGGAAGAACAGAAAGAGGAGGAAGACGAUCCUGAGAAGGAGAACCCAGAUAAGCCGGAAAACCAGUGGUAUUGAUUCUCUAGUUUAGAUAGGGAGAGCAGUCCACGGAACAUUGUUGGACACUAUGUGCUGUGAUAUGCUUGUUGUCAAGCUUAGCUAGCACUGUUUUGCCACAUUGAUCAAGUUGAACAAAUCUGCAAUAUUUAGCUAUCUGCAGCAUCUUUAUUGUAGGCGUUUGUUGAUCAAAUUUUAGUAAAUUUUUGUCAAAUUUCCAUGAUUUAGAAUUUGAAAAUUAUUAACAGCAGAUUGU
Ilex paraguariensis (yerba mate) is the source of this 747-nucleotide messenger RNA. The record is from the annotation of a GenBank genome assembly. Lineage: Eukaryota; Viridiplantae; Streptophyta; Magnoliopsida; Aquifoliales; Aquifoliaceae.